This is a messenger RNA of Eruca vesicaria subsp. sativa (arugula), 595 nucleotides long. NCBI's taxonomy places the organism in Eukaryota, Viridiplantae, Streptophyta, Magnoliopsida, Brassicales, Brassicaceae. The record is from the annotation of a GenBank genome assembly.
AUGGCAAGGAUUAAGGUUCACGAGCUUAGAGAGAGAUCAAAGACAGAUCUCCAAAACCAGCUUCAGGAUUUCAAGGCUGAGCUCGCCCUCCUCCGUGUCGCUAAAGUUACCGGAGGUGCCCCUAACAAGCUCUCCAAAAUUAAGGUGGUGAGGAAAUCGAUUGCUCAGGUUCUGACAGUGAUCUCACAGAAGCAGAAACUAGCACUAAGAGAAGCGUACAAGAACAAGAAGUUUUUGCCUCUUGAUCUCCGUCCCAAGAAGACUCGUGCCAUCCGCAGACGUCUUACCAAACAUCAGUUGUCUUUGAAGACAGAGCGUGAGAAGAAGAAAGAGAUGUACUUCCCUCUGAGGAAGUAUGCUAUCAAAGUCUAGUUUCAUUCUUUAGCUUUCCUUACUAGAAAUGAAUGAUUCAACUUCUUUUUUGAUUAUUGGCUUAUGUAUUCUCUCCCUGUUUUUGUUCACCUUUUAUAUUUUUACUCAAAAUUUUGUUAUGGAACAGCCAAAUUUAUAUCACUCGAGUCGUUCUCAUAAACAGUGAACCAGUUCCCUGCUUUCUGGUGUUGAUUUUGAUUUUUGUCAUCAAUAUUCAGUUUAA